Phragmites australis (common reed) is the source of this 3712-nucleotide messenger RNA. RefSeq lists its product as uncharacterized. The record is from RefSeq and is a predicted model, not a curated record. The transcript has 5 exons. The coding region runs from base 712 to 3348 and encodes 878 amino acids. NCBI's taxonomy places the organism in Eukaryota, Viridiplantae, Streptophyta, Magnoliopsida, Poales, Poaceae.
AAGAGUACAGGAGUGAGAGGAGAAGGGAAGAGAGAUAAAGGCGCCCUCUUUCUCCCUCCCUCCAAUCUCUCUCUCUCUCCUCGCGCAGCGGCAUUAAUGGAUUCCACAGCCGCGGCCACCUCCCACCUCCGCCUCCUCUCCCCCUCGGCAAGAACCCUAAUGUGACGCCCCCCGCGUCUCGCACGGGUCCUCCUCCGCGGCGCCGUUUGCUCGAGGUGUUCGUAGGGAAAAAAAAAUCGCUGCUUUGGGAGCUCCCGGGCGAGGCACGGCCCAAUGCGGCUCGAUCCGGAUUAGUCUGCGCGGCGAUUCGGCUCGUAUUGGGCGCUGGCUCGGUGAAUCCCGCGCCGUUGACCCGCGCUGCCUGGGAAAGGCUGGAUCUUUAUGGCGUUCUGUGCUAUGGGUGUGGCUGACUCGUGGUUUCUUGGAGUGGUUUGGGUGGCGGAUUACCAGCAUUCUGCUUAAAUCUGUAGAAAUUUGUUGGUUUGGAUGCGGGGUUCAGCUCUUGUUUGGAUUCUCUUGGUUUUUUGAGAGUUUUCCUGGGUCAAAUUUGGGAUAAAGAUUGGAUUUUGGGGGUGACAAACUCGGUGCUGGUGCCCUCUUGGUUAGUUACUUUAGCUGCAUUUGGGCUAAAUGUGCUUAGGUCUCUUGUAGUUGUUGAUUUGUUGUGUUUAUUUGAGCAGCUUUAUUUGCAGGUUGAGAUAGCGAGGAGAGAUGGAUGUGGAGAAAGUUGCUUCGAAGGGGCAUGGCUUCUUUGGCCUGUUUGAUUGGGGUAAAAAGUCUAAGAAGCAGCUAUUCAUCGGGAGCGCAAGCGGUUCCCCCAAUCCAAAGAAUACUGGAGACGGGAAGGAAGUUGAUGGCAGCACACCAAGUACACGGUCCAAUUCGAUCCUUGACGAUGCGCUGAGCUUGAAGGAAAGCAGUGAACAUAGUUGCUCAUCUUCAGUAAUUGAUGAAGAAGCUCAGGCGAGGAGGUGUCCCACUGUAGUGGCUAGGCUUAUGGGUUUGGAUGCCAUGCCUGCGGCAAGCUCAUCCGAAUCCAAUCCCAUGCCAUUAACUGUGCAACCACCCUUACAUACAACUACUCAUGAAGAUUUGAUUAGCAGAAGUUAUGUUGGUAGUCCCCAUAAGAUGCCAGGUAGUCCUAUUGAUCGGUUUAAAAUGGAAGCACUGCCUCCAAGACUUGCCAAGAGGACACUAUCUGUUGCACAAUAUAAGUUAUUGUCUCCCAUGAAGAACCCUAAUCAUAUAUCCAGCAGAAAUGCAGCUGAUAUAAUGGAGGCAGCAUCUAGGAUCAUUGGGCCUGGAGUCGAAAAUAUCAGUUCUUACAGAGUUCAUGAUGUUGGGCUCACAAAUACUGUGCGUGCCUACAACCCAGGAGAGAUCGUAGGAGUCCAACAAAGGUCACAAAAGCUUAAUGAAGCACCGAGGAAACGUGAUGGCCCUUCAUUGUUUAGGCCACCAAAUGGAAAACCUUUGGAUGGAAGGUUGAGAAGUUCAGAGAGCACCUCGUCUUCCAGGAUCUCACAGUCAAAUGGAUGUGCUCCAGUUGGUCCAAAAGUCAAGGUUGGCAAUAGAUCAUCAAAUGUUGCUCGAGCUAUGCAUGCCCCAGGAAAAGAAGGCACAAGAAAAGGCGGUAGAAAGCUCGAAACUCGCAGGAACCCUGAGAAUAGCAUGGUUGAGAGAAAUGGGUUGAACACACAAAAGGAUAAUAACCAAAUGGGCACAGCAAGUUCGUCCAGUGUGCUUGUGCCAAACAACAGAAAGCAGAACGCUAUGGUCAUCAAACACAGGGUGAAUUCAAACCCAGCAACACCCAGCCGGCAACGAAGCAAUAUUCAUCAAAUAAAUGCCUCUCCCAGAAAGGUUGCGGCAGCUAACACAUUUGCUGGAAACAAUACUCAAGGUAGAAGAAAGGUGGACUUGCAGUCAACCACUCAUGCAAAUGUAAGAAAUAAUUCUACAGCCAAAGUGAUCCCCAAGCCAAGAAGGUUACAAGACAGGAGGAUGUACUCUGAUAAAAGCCACUCAAAUGAUGGCAUUACUUCUGACAAAAGUCAGAGGCGGAUUCGGCACAAUAUUGUGAUAGAUGAGCAAUCGUCUUUUUCAACAAACAAAAAGAAAAUCAGCACUGAGAUUGUUUCAUUCACAUUUACCUCACCAGUUGACAGAUUAUCACAUGGUGCUCACUUUCCCAAUCAUUCAGUGGAAAAACAGUUCAGAGAGAAUUUGAACGCUGUGUCAACUUCAAGCAAUACAUUGAACACUAAACUUGAUGUCAUUGAUGGUGAUUAUUUGGGACAUCUGUUGGAGCAGAAAUUGAGAGAGUUGACAUCAGGGGUGAGAUCACCUUAUUCGAAGCCAGCUAAAAGUGUUAGAGUAUACGCCCCUUCACCAGUCUUGGAAGAUACAGCAUCAGCAUGUGAAACAUCUAGCAUUGCUUCUACUGAUUAUGAUAGGGAGUCUUUACAGUCUUCCAAGGAUGGAAAAACUACUCUCGCCCAGACAGAUCGUGCUACAAAAAGUGGCCAGUCAUUUCAAUCUGCGAAGUAUGAUAAUGAUGUCACGGAUCAAGCGGAUCUGGAGAAUCUUCGCCUAAGUCUCCUUUCGACAUGGGAAGCUUCUAUUUCGACCGAAACCUUCAGCUCAUCAGAGAGCUGGAGGAGUGCAAACGGAACAAGAUUAUUUAGUUCAACAGAAGGAGCAACAACUUCUGAUUCUGCACACUUCAACAAAUAUCUAGAAGUGGAUGCCUUGCCAGAAUAUUCCGACACAGCCUCAUCAAUCAUAGUGACUACAGCAGAAAUCCCGCGAUCAGAAAGCAGCAGCUCAUGCCAUAUGGAUUAUAGACAGGAGGUGGAGUUUAUAAGAGAAAUAUUGAAUGCUAGUUCACCCAUUGGUCACAUUUUCUCUUGUUUGGAGCGGUUUGGUAAUUCGGAUAUUCUGGAUCCGCAUCUGUUGGAAGAAUUAAAUGGCAAUAUUAGGUCAUUGGUUGGUGAAGAGGGCAAAGCUUAUAGAUUGAGGCGGAGGCUGCUCUUUGACUGUGUAAAUGAAUUAUUAAGUGUGAGAUGUGCUUACUACUUCAACGCUGGCUACGGUUCAUGGUUUAUGGGGAUGGCGGUUCUGCAGAACUUGUCAGCGGAAGAAAUCCAUCAAGAGAUGACCAGUCUGAAGGUUGCUGAGGAGUGGAUGGUAGAAGAACUUGUGUACAGAGAAAUGAGUAGUCCUCUGGGGAGUUGGGUUGAUUUCAAGAUGGAAUCAUACCAAGCUGGUGGAGACAUAGCGACGGAGUUGUUAGCUUCCUUGACUGAUGAAGUGGUUGCUGAUCUUCUGACUGGCUCGUUUUUGUAGCAGAUGUUGAUCCCCUCACUAACGAUACCAGUUGACAGUCAAAAGGUUUUUGUUCCGUGUGGUGUCUUACAUUGUAUAUUGGUAGUUUGCUCAUGGAACUGUGUAGUGUUUGUAAGAUGAAAUGUCGCUAACAUACCAUUAUCCGAUGGCUGAUCGAUGCCUGUCAUGAGUGAAAAAAACAUUCUUGACCUGUUGUUUUACGGACAAUUGGAGCAAUUAUGGAGGAAUAGCUAUCUGGUUCAUUUUGGGUAGGUACUGUCAAUGUAUUAGCAGUCGCCUAUGAGUUGUCUUGGUGCAGAAAAAUGGCAACAUAUGCCAACUUUGCGGUCCAUGGUUAUGAAUGUAUGUUCAGGGGUUCAAGGUA